Molecule: messenger RNA, 1195 nt
Organism: Aspergillus piperis CBS 112811
Lineage: Eukaryota; Fungi; Ascomycota; Eurotiomycetes; Eurotiales; Aspergillaceae
Product: adenylyl-sulfate kinase
Exons: 2
Coding region: 268-903 (211 amino acids)
Biological process (GO): sulfate assimilation
Molecular function (GO): adenylylsulfate kinase activity; ATP binding
Source: RefSeq, a predicted model, not a curated record
UGGCAUUAAAGCGAGGUACGUAACGUUCACCCAUCGCUCCGAGCCAAUGACUCCUCUCCCGGCAGGAACCCAUCCAAGGAAACGCAGGAGUACGUAAGUGCAAGUCGUCAAAUGAAAUCGACCCCGCGAUCGGCGCCCGCCCCGCUGUUUCACCCUUUUCUUAUCCCAAUCCUUUUUCUACGUACUUCAACCCCUCCUCCUCUUCCCUUUCUCUCCAAACCCUCCUCCUCCUCCCAAUUACCCAUACCACACACACACAUCCUCAAAAUGGCCACCAACAUCACCUACCACGCCAGCGGCCUCACCCGCACCGAGCGCAACACCCUCCGGUCCCAACGGGGUCUCACAAUCUGGCUGACUGGACUCUCCGCGUCCGGCAAAUCCACACUGGCAGUUGAACUGGAGCACCAACUAGUGCGCGACCGGGGGGUGCACGCGUACCGUCUAGACGGCGACAACAUCCGGUUCGGACUCAACAAGGACCUAGGAUUCAGCGAAGCCGACCGGAACGAGAACAUCCGACGGAUUGCCGAAGUGGCCAAGCUGUUUGCCGAUUCGUCCGCUAUCGCCAUUACUUCUUUCAUCUCGCCGUACCGCAAGGACCGCGACACCGCAAGACAGUUGCAUGAGGUGCCCACGCCCGGAGAGGAGACGGGUCUGCCGUUCGUCGAGGUGUAUGUUGAUGUGCCGGUGGAGGUGGCGGAGCAGCGGGACCCCAAGGGUCUGUAUAAGAAGGCGAGGGAGGGCGUGAUUAAGGAGUUUACCGGUAUUAGUGCCCCGUAUGAGGCGCCGGUGAAGCCCGAGGUGCAUGUCAAGAAUCAUGAGGUGCCCGUGCAGGAGGCUGUGGCGCAGAUUAUUCGGUAUUUGGAUGAGCAGGGGUAUUUGCCGGCUAAGAAGGAGUAGAGUAUUCAGUCCCAGUCCCUGGAGGGGAUGGGGGGUGGGGGUUUAGAGUAGAUAGAUAGAUGAUAGAUAGAGAUGAUGUGUUGGUUGUAUAUAUGAGUUGGGUUUUACUGCUUACUACUUACUACUUACUUGUAGUGCUUUGAAUGUGGCUAGGCUGGAUAGAUGGAUUGAGGGGGAUUGAGUACUUCUAUGUACGUACGCUAGACUUAUAAACAGGAAGAGAAUAGAUCCAAGCAUAAAACAAUGGUGCAAACUAGCAAUGGCCGCUGGCUAGUUGAACUCAAACUCAUAA